UCUGGCAAACGUUGUACAAAAUUUCUAACAAUGCGUUGGAGUAUGGCUAUUCAUACUUCUCGACAGUUUCCACUUUCACUUGCUAUUGCGCAUUCCUUCCGCGUUCGUUUGUUUACCUAGUCCCUGCUACUCAUACGCCGCAUUCAACGCCGCGCUUUCUGUUGCGUCGCUCCCACCUCUCCCCACCUGCAUCCCUUUUGGAUAAUCGACAUCGACCUUUCCUGCUGGUUGCAGUCGACAACCGCUACCCGACAUCAUGUGUGUUUAUCAUUACUCUUAUGUCUCGACCUGUUGCCACGCCGAGUUCACCAGAAUAUCCUACUGUAACAACGCGAUAGCACUCGGUCUGCCCAGAAAUCAUUCGCCAGACGACCAGAGUGCAGACAAUAACCUCAACGAUAAACCCGACGCUCAGUCUGGCUCAUCUGCUCAUCCACCUGCAUCAUCCGCCAACAACGGUAGCUCAUCGCAUUCGCAGUUACCAUCGCAUACUCAGCAACAGCACCAAUCACAGUACAACGAUAACAUGUCAAUUAUCAAGCCGUCUGAAGCCGGGCACGCAUCAACUUGGGACGUCGUCGUGCAAGAGCGAGAUGUACAAUUCCAUCAUCAGGCUGCUUUCAUUCCACGCUCUGCCCUUAUUGACGGCCCUCGGCAACAACAAAACAGUCUUAGCGACGCUAGCCCAGUACUGGACAGGCAGAGCUACAGCAACGUCGACAUUGAUAUGCCCUUGAAUACACAGUCUUCAUUGCAUAUGAAGGUUACUCACGACGGAUCUCACGACGAGUCUGUCGAUUCGACUACUGAUCUUGAUACGAUCGCUAUGCAUCAUCAAGAACAAGCGGACUAUCGGUACGCCGCGCAUACAGUUGGUGCAGCGGGUCACAGUCCUCGCAAGUCCAUACCUACCCAGUGGUUGGUGAAGAGCACUGGUCCCAAUCUCGCAACCGCUCAGCGGGCAAAGGCACGAACUUCGAAAGAUAGCUGGGACAGUGAUUCUCCAGACAAGGUCAAGACACUAAGGGAAACACGUAGUUCAACCGAUCUGAGAAGAACACAUAGCAAAGAAGGUGCACUAUACCUCACAAAAGAGGCCCUAGCUGCUGUCGAUAGCACCAUAGCAUCACCCACCUCUCCGCUCAGCCCUAGCAGACUACACGGCUCUCCAACAAAGCGACCAUGGAACAGUCCUACUGGACCCUUACGUAGCAGCGUGCGUCAGCAAAAUCUCUCCUUCAGGACAUCGCCUAGCAAGUCGACACAUCUCAGCACCGAGUCGAUAUCAGCAGCGCACUCACGAACACCUAGUAGUGUUGCUACUUCUACUGGCCGGAUGUCGUUUCAUACCGCAGAAGGAUCGCCAGUAAGGAGUUCUGCAAGCACGGAACAUAGCUUUCAGUCUGCUGCAGAGAACCCCGAAGACCUUGAUGUUCCUGAUUUUGACCUCAAGGCUAACAUUGAUGAUGAACAGAUGCAUCAUGACUCCAACAGUUCGCGUUCGACGACAGCGAAAGGGAACACAGAAGGCAAGCGGAGUUCAUUGACACCAAAGCUUGCGCUCAAAAUUCCUCCAACUGUUUCAUGCCAUGAUCUUCAUAGAGAUUCUUCAUCGGCACCAACAGUAGCGCCGAGCGGCUCGUAUAUGUUGAGAAGUCCGCAAAGUCCGGUAUCUCCUACACAAAUGUCUCGCAUCCCACGUGUUGGCGCUACCAGCAAGAUUGCGGUUCCCCUUCGGAACUCAACCGUCCAGCGAGUUGAGUCGGUGAAGUCUUUGCAAUGCAAGCUCAAAACGCUGCAAGCUAUGCAGUCAGACGCGUCAAAAGUGCCUCUACCCGAAACGCCAAAGCCUUUACCAGCAUCUCUGCGUCACGUACGCACCGUCGACAGUACUGGCUCAACUCCGAUUAUCUCCCGGACAUCUGAAUUACAUGGUGAUGAUCAAACACUGGACACUGUUUUUAAGGCCGAGCAGAAACAGCUAGCUCACGUUGACAGUCCCAUGUCUGCUCCGAAUAUCGAGGUUUCAGGCCUACCAAAGAAUAUCUCACAAUGCGGCGCAAGCUUUGUCCACGUCAACAACUGUACGGUCGACCAUGAGGCUUCAUACAAGACUGUGAAGCCAGAGAACAUGUCAUGGGAUGCCCCACCAGCUUUUACUCAUGGUACGACGCUUACAUGUUCUACAAGCAUACCCGCAAUCGUCGUCAUGAUGGCUCACAAUUUGGAUGCAGAAAACACAAACAUCGAAGUCAAACAAGAAGAGCCUGUCUCUGCCUCCACGGACGAUAUCGAUGACGCUGUUGGUAACGUGACUUCCGUUCGAGGAAGAGGUGAGUGGUAUGUUUCUGAUGAGGGUAAACAAAGAGAUAGCGGUUGUUCAACUCAAUCUAGUGUGGGCUCUCUUCGAGCAACUGCUGCGGAAUUCGUACCUCAGGCUUCGUCCAUAGCUGGCCCGAUCGAAGCUACCACGAGAACCGUACCUCCGGUCUCGUCUCAUGACAUCGUUGGUCUGCCAGAUGCAACGGUACUCGAUAGAAACGGCAUACCGUUCCUGUGGUAUAUGUACGGUGUACAAUUUGCUUACGAGCAGGGCUAUCGUAAUGGUCGUCCAAAAUCGCCCAAGAAGUUCAAGCAAUCCAGAAAACAGCGCACGUCUCUGUCUUCUCCGGUCGAUUCUCCUCAUCCUUCUUCAAAGGCGAUUCCCAUCAUGACCCCCAGGCCAGCGACUCCUCGCUCUGCUGCAGCGAAUCAGCGCUCAAAUUCCGCGGAGCUAAUGCCUCCACCACCUUUGCCUACGACUCGGCGUCGUGAAGAGACCCGCCAAGAGAAUUGUCAUCCUGCUUCCAACCGAGAGGUCUCAAUCCCGCACAAUGCCAACGCUGGAGCAAAUCGACCUUUUGAGAAUCAGCUCAAUAUGAUAUCUAAACAGGCUGCCCUCAACAGUCACUCGAACAGCAACGCUCCACGCCACUUCAACGUCGAUCUCACCACUGUGCGCAACGUUGGCUUCCCGUCCGGACCUCGCAACAUGUACCCUCCCAGCUACUACACGGUUCCUCGCCACGGCCACCGGAACAAUCGUGGCAAUGGUUUGUAUGGUGGUCGCGGCAGCGCCGGUGUUCCCAUUGACGCUACGGCACCGUUCCCGAACCCUGUCCCGCCGCAAGGCCGACCAGACCAAGGUCAAACCUACGGCGCUCACCCAUUUGAUUACUCUGGAUACACGAUUGGGAACGAAUCCUGUGGUUUGGUCAACAUCACCGUCGCGACCGAGCGGGGCGGUGGCGAGCCAUGUAAUGCAUGCGCUCCCGACCAUUGACCUAGUAGCGAUGUCUUCGAAGAAAGCUUGAAUAAGAGGACCGUAAGAACAGAGCAU
Alternaria alternata is the source of this 3379-nucleotide messenger RNA. RefSeq lists its product as hypothetical. The transcript has 3 exons. The coding region runs from base 257 to 3322 and encodes 1021 amino acids. The record is from RefSeq and is a predicted model, not a curated record. NCBI's taxonomy places the organism in Eukaryota, Fungi, Ascomycota, Dothideomycetes, Pleosporales, Pleosporaceae.